Osmerus eperlanus (European smelt) is the source of this 3579-nucleotide messenger RNA. RefSeq names its product Mtr4 exosome RNA helicase (gene mtrex). Lineage: Eukaryota; Metazoa; Chordata; Actinopteri; Osmeriformes; Osmeridae. Gene Ontology annotation, biological process: RNA catabolic process; maturation of 5.8S rRNA. The record is from RefSeq and is a predicted model, not a curated record. Gene Ontology annotation, molecular function: RNA binding; ATP binding; RNA helicase activity. Gene Ontology annotation, cellular component: nucleus. The transcript is spliced from 27 exons. Bases 165 to 3278 code for a protein of 1037 amino acids.
UACGAGAAAGGGGAAACAUGUAUUCCUUGACUGAUUUUUGUUUGGUCAUUUAUGUAUGUAAAAAGACAGCUCACUUGGGUGGUUUAUGACUCAUUGAUGGGAGUAAUAAUCGGAUAAAAUAUUCAAAUCUGGCAACCCUUGGUUGUAUCCAGUCAUUUGCAAGCAUGGCGGACGCGUUUGGAGACGAUUUGUUCAGCGUGUUUGAUGAUGAACAAACUUCUUCGAGUAGUAAAAAGUCUACUCAGUCAGCACCGCUAACGGGGAAAGCAGGUGAGAAUCUUGGGACCAGGGACAAGGAUGCGUCUUCCCCACAGAUGAAAAGAGAAGCAGACACAGAUGGAACGGAAGAAACGUUGUUUGGGAAGAAGCCGAAGUUGGAUACAGUCUCCGCCGAGGAGAUCAACUUGGCGGACCUGAUGCCCAAGGUGAAGGUCCAACCCGUUGAGACUGUGGAGGGAUGCAACCACGAGGUGGCUCUACCUGACAAUGAGGAGUACACCCCUCUGAAACCUCGUGUGGGAAAAGCUGCCAAGGAGUACCCCUUCAUCCUGGACCCGUUCCAGCGCGAGGCUCUCCUCUGCAUCGACAACAACCAGUCUGUCCUGGUCUCCGCCCACACCUCUGCAGGGAAGACCGUGUGUGCAGAGUACGCCAUCGCCCUGGCACUCAGGGAGAAGCAGAGGGUCAUCUUCACCAGCCCCAUCAAGGCCCUGAGUAACCAGAAGUACCGGGAGAUGUACGAAGAGUUCCAAGACGUGGGCUUGAUGACCGGCGACGUCACCAUCAACCCCACCGCUUCCUGCCUCGUCAUGACAACGGAGAUCCUGAGGAGCAUGUUGUACCGAGGGUCCGAGGUCAUGAGAGAAGUCGCCUGGGUCAUCUUUGAUGAGAUCCACUACAUGAGAGACGCAGAGCGUGGAGUUGUGUGGGAGGAGACGAUCAUCCUGCUUCCUGACAAUGUCCACUAUGUCUUCCUGUCCGCCACGAUCCCCAACGCCAAGCAGUUUGCUGAGUGGAUCUGCCACCUCCACAAACAGCCCUGUCAUGUGGUGUACACAGACUACAGGCCCACACCCCUGCAACACUACAUCUUCCCUGCAGGGGGCGAUGGACUCCAUCUGGUGGUUGACGAGAACGGGGAGUUCCGCGAGGACAACUUCAACACGGCCAUGCAGGUGCUGCGGGACGCCGGGGACUCUGGGGCGAGCAGCGCGGGGGGCAAGUGGGAUGCCAAGGGGCGCAGAGGAGGAACCAGAGGACCCUCCAAUGUGUUCAAGAUAGUGAAGAUGAUCAUGGAGAGGAACUUCCAGCCGGUAAUCAUCUUCAGCUUCAGCAAGAAGGAGUGUGAGGCCUACGCACUGCAAGUGUCCAAGCUGGACUUCAACACAGAGGAUGAGAAGAAGCUGGUGGAGGAGGUGUUCAACAACGCUGUGGACUGUCUGUCUGAUGAAGACAAGAAGCUACCUCAGGUGGAGCAUGUCCUGCCACUGCUGAAGAGAGGGAUUGGGAUCCAUCAUGGAGGUCUGCUGCCCAUCCUGAAGGAGACCAUUGAGAUCCUGUUCUCUGAAGGCCUGAUCAAGGCCCUGUUCGCCACGGAGACCUUCGCCAUGGGGAUCAACAUGCCGGCCCGCACUGUGCUCUUCACCAGCGCACGCAAGUUCGACGGCAAAGACUUCCGCUGGAUCACGUCUGGGGAGUACAUCCAGAUGUCUGGGAGAGCAGGUAGGAGAGGCAUGGACGAGAGGGGCAUCGUCAUCUUCAUGGUGGAUGAGAAGAUGAACCCAGCCAAGGGCAAAGAACUGCUCAAGGGUGCAGCAGACCCUCUGAACAGUGCCUUCCAUCUCACCUACAACAUGGUCCUCAACCUGCUGAGGGUGGAGGAGAUCAACCCCGAGUACAUGCUGGAAAAGUCCUUCUACCAGUUCCAGCACUACCGCGCUGUGCCUGGGGUGGUAGAGAAAAUGAGUAGCCUGGAGGAGCAGUACAAUGCCAUCCAGAUCCCCAACGAGGAGAGUGUGGUGACCUACUAUAAGAUCCGCCAGCAGCUGGCCAAACUGGCCAAGGAGAUUGAAGAGUUUGUCCAUAAACCCAAAUACUGCCUGCCCUUCCUGCAGCCUGGUCGCCUGGUCAAGGUGAAGAAGGAUGAUGCAGACUUUGACUGGGGUGUGGUGGUCAACUUCUCCAAGAAGACCAACGUCAAGGUGGUCUCGCCAGAGCAGGACACUCUGUAUGUGGUGGAGGUUCUGGUCCACUGCAGCAAGGAGAGUGUGAAGAACGCCUCCACGGAGGCUGCCAAGCCCGCCGGGCCGGGGGAGAAGGGCGAGAUGCAGGUGGUGCCGGUGAUGCUCCACCUCCUCACAUCCAUCAGCUCCGUCCGUCUCUACAUCCCCAAAGACCUGCGUCCCCAUGACAACCGGCAGAGCAUGCUCCGGUCCAUACAGGAGGUACAGAAGCGUUUCCCUGACGGCGUGCCCCUGCUGGACCCGGUCGAUGACAUGGGCAUCAAGGACCCCGCCCUCAAGAAGGUCAUCCAGAAGGUGGAGGCCUUCGAACACAGGAUGUACUCCCACCCCCUCCACAGUGACCCCUCCCUGGAGGGGGUCUACUCCCUCUGUGAGAAGAAGGCUCUGAUUGCCGGGGACAUCAAGGGGGCCAAGCGGGACCUGAAGAAGGCCAGGACGGUGCUGCAGAUGGACGAGCUCAAGUGCCGGAAGCGCGUCCUCCGCCGCCUCGGCUUCGCCACGUCCUCUGAUGUCAUCGAGAUGAAGGGCCGCGUGGCGUGCGAGAUCAGCAGCGCUGAUGAGCUUCUCCUGACUGAGAUGGUGUUUAACGGCCUCUUCAACGACCUGACGGCUGAACAGGCCACCGCUCUGCUCAGCUGCUUUGUGUUCCAGGAGAACGCCCAAGAGAUGCCCAAACUGACAGAGCAGCUGGCCGGCCCGCUGAGACAGAUGCAGGAGUGUGCCAAGCGUAUAGCCAAGGUGUCUGCGGAGGCCAAGCUGGAUGUGGACGAGGACACGUACCUCAACCAGUUCCGCCCUCACCUGAUGGACGUGGUGUACACCUGGGCCAACGGCUCCAGCUUCGCCCAGAUCUGCAAGAUGACCGACGUCUUCGAAGGCAGUAUAAUCCGGUGUAUGCGUCGUCUGGAGGAGCUGCUGAGGCAAAUGUGUCAGGCUGCCAAGGCCAUCGGCAAUACAGAGCUGGAGAACAAGUUUUCUGAAGGUAUAACCAAGAUCAAGAGGGAUAUCGUAUUUGCUGCCAGCCUCUACUUGUGAUUGGAUUUCUCAUGCUGGCCUGCCUCUUUGAUGGACUCUGCAAGUCUGUGAUUUGUGUUGUUAAGGGAUACUCUUUAUUGGUUGGUUGAAUGUUCCUCUGGUCUCAGAAAAAAACAACCUGAACGACAUUUAUUUUCAGUUUUUAAUUUGUUUAUGUUCAAGAGCAUCAAUGGCUUUGUCCACUUUGUUCUUCGUCCAGAAAGCAUCAAACAUCAAACAUGUACAUAAUUUUAAAAUUUUAAUAAAAAAGUCUGUAUAGUGAUUUCUUUACCCAUGCAGAUGAAGUAAAGUAUAUCUGAGU